GUUGUUUAAGUAGCAUAUGUAGCAUACUAGCUUGACGUUAGCCGGUGGUGAACGUGAUGAACCGUGUUUCUCCUUCACGGUGAUUUAAAAAAAAUAAAGAUGGAAUCGUCUGAAAGCCCGUCCGGUGAGGUGGCCGGUGAUGAGCAGGAAGCUACACCGACCCCAAUGGAUGUGGACACGGCGGUGUUCGUGCUGGGAGCCGGGGUGACGGCCAUCACUCACCCGCUGCUCUACGUCAAGCUGCUCAUACAGGUGGGUCAUGAACCUCUUCCUCCGACUGUGGGCACGACCAUGUUUGGACGGAGAGUCUUAUACCUGCCCGGCUUCUUCUCCUACGCACAGCACAUUGUACAGGUGGACGGAAAGAGAGGACUCUUCCGCGGCCUCUCGCCUCGGAUUGUGUCCAGCACCAUCUCGACCGUGGUCAGGUGCAAAGUCAAACAGCAGGUAGAGCGUCGGUCUAAGAAAGGCGGCGUGCAGACUUCACUCGGGAAGGUUUUCCAAGAGACCUCACAGGAGAUGAUCAUUCAGUGCCUGUCCAGAGUAGCGACUCAUCCUUUUCAUGUCAUGUCAGUGCGAUGUAUGGCCCAGUUUGUCGGCAGAGAGGUCAAGUACGGGGGGAUGUUCGGCUGCAUGGUCAAGAUUUUUAAAGAGGAAGGAGUCGCCGGGUUCUACGUAGGGAUCGUUCCUCACGUGUUGGGAGAAGUCCUCUUCCUGUGGUGCUGUAACCUCCUCGCUCACUUCAUCAACACCUACGCCGUGGACGAAAGUUUCAGUCAGGCGUCUGCGGUGAGAAGCUACACUAAGUUUGUGAUGGGAAUUGCUGUGAGUGUUCUGACGUAUCCGUUCAUGCUGGUGGCCGAUCUCAUGACGGUCAACAACUGUGGUUUGGCUGCAGGUCUUCCUCCUCGCUCUCCCGUCUUCAACUCGUGGCUGCACUGCUGGAAUCACCUGAGCCAGAAGGGUCACCUCUUCAGAGGAUCCAGCUUCUUUUUCCGCCGGGUGCCCGUGAGCUCCCUGCCCCCCAUCGAGGACUGACAUCAUCACUUCCUGGGAUGUUCUUCCUCAUCCUGCUCAGAAACGUUUUCCAAAGACUCAUCCUGCAGAGACGCAGCUCAUGAAGGGCCAACAAAGUGUUUGUUUUGUUUUUAGGCGAGGCGUUUCUCUUAAUUCAUCAGCUCAGAAAAAAGUGUUGACCGCGCGCUGUGAGGCUGCAGCUGAGGCUCAUGGGUAAUGCAGUCAUUCAGCCUGAGAAGAAAAAAAAAUCUCAAAGUGGAAUCAUUUCCAAAAACGCCUUUUUCUCAAGUCUUAUUUCUGUUUCUGUGUGGAGAUAAGUGGAGUUAGGGCGCACUCACACUCGCCCAGUUGUCACCUCUUCCAACCGUGGCAGGGCAAAGGAAGUGAGGACCAGAGCACUAGCCAGAAGAACUGGACUUCAAGGUUGAAGUGUGCUUGGUACGGAUUACCUCGUGUGAGUGCGCCCUUAAAUCCAAACUAAUAUCAGUCACCUGGACUGAACAAGUGUGUGUGAAACAUCUGGAUGUUUUUUGUUUGGCAUAAAUAUAUAUAAAUUUAUAUUUAUAUAAAUGUAAAAGAUCCCUGGAAUAAUACUUCAAAUCUUACAUAAGAUGUGAAAAAAAAUGUAACAUGAUCUUAAAGAAGUGAAAACAGUGUUCUUUUUUUAAAUAUAGAUUUUCUUCUUUUAAAAUAUUUUUUUAUUCUGUUGUUGUACGCAGUCCGUGUCGCGUUGAAAUGUGUCCCCAGAGGACGAGUUAAAAGCCAUAAACAUGAACGUGUCUUUG
Labrus bergylta (ballan wrasse) is the source of this 1802-nucleotide messenger RNA. RefSeq names its product mitochondrial carrier homolog 1. Gene Ontology annotation, cellular component: membrane; mitochondrion. The record is from RefSeq and is a predicted model, not a curated record. Lineage: Eukaryota; Metazoa; Chordata; Actinopteri; Labriformes; Labridae. Gene Ontology annotation, biological process: positive regulation of apoptotic process.